Molecule: messenger RNA, 2175 nt
Organism: Penicillium egyptiacum
Lineage: Eukaryota; Fungi; Ascomycota; Eurotiomycetes; Eurotiales; Aspergillaceae
Source: the annotation of a GenBank genome assembly
AUGCGUUGCGCCGCACUGCACCGAAAGCUGGGCACGCAUAUCUCCAAGAUCAAAUCUUUAACCAUGGACACCUGGACAUCAGAGCAAGUUGAUAACAUGAAAUCGCACGGUAACCUCCUUAUGAACAAAAUGAACAACCCACGGGGUAUCAAGCCACCAAUUCCUACCGACAUUGACGAGGCCGAUGCGUGCAUGGAACGGUUUAUCCGGCAGAAAUACCAACACCGUUCGUUGGAAAAUGGGAAGCCAAAGCCCCCGAGCAGAGAGGAUUCGAGUUACUCCAACCCUAGGGCCCCGUCCCCCGUGGAGUCAAGAAAGAAUGACUAUAACAUAUCUCCCGAGGGUUCUCCUCCUCCACUUCCACCCAAGUCUGGAAGAUUUUUCAAGUUUGGGCUACGAUCGUCAUCCUCUACCUCGAACCUCCGCCGAUUUGGUGGUAAGCCCAAGGUGACUUCGCCAACCUCGGACGAUGGAGCCUGGUCACCACCACCAUUGCAGUCCAGAAAGACGACAGGACUUGGUGCGCCUGUGGCCGAUGUAACAACGGCAUCUUUUGAGUCCAAAAUGGCAGCAUUGCAACAGAUGGGAUUCACCAAUGACCGACGAAACGAGAUGGUUCUCAAGGGACUGCAUGAGGAUCUAGAUCGAGCGGUCGAAACACUGGUCAGGUUGGGUGAGGGGUCCAAUCCUGCAUCAAGAUCGAGGACCCCGGCCGGGACAAGCAGUGCUGCGUCUGAACGCGUAGUAAUGCCGAAGCCUGAGACCUCCAAAAACCCAUUCCCCAUCACAACAGACAACACAUUCCCAGAGGUUUCCAACAACCCAUUUGACCGAACAGCCUCAAAUCCUGUGGCCCCGUCGCAAACCCAGCAACCACAGACCUCUGCGUACAACCCAUUCGAUCAGAUGAACGCAAAGCCGACAUCUACACAGCCUUUAGAAUCGUCUUUCCAGGGCCUGCAGGUUUCCCAGCCCUUGUUCCCCCACUCCACUGGUGGAUACCCGAACCAGACAAGCUCCAUGCAGCACUCUCUACAUCAGCAGUCCUACACACCUCCCGUCACAGCGACAUUCGCGCAGUCUCCCUAUGUUACGUCGCCUCAGCCAAUGGACAACAGCUACAAUCCAUUCGACCAGGUACCACCGCAGCGGCAGGGUGGCUUGGCCAGUCAGACAUAUCCCAACCCUAAUGCCCCGCAAACGAACCCUUUCUUCAACACUGCGCCCCAAAACCAACCUAUGCAGCCGCAACAGCAGCAGAUGAACCCGCUUGUGACAAAACCAGGGGGCUUUGAACCCCCUCGUCAUGCAAAUACCAUGCCGGUCAUGUCCUCUGCCUCGCCAUUUGGACUAACUGCUUCUUCUCAAGUACAGCAGCAGCAGCAGCCGUCAAAUGGUCUGGGAGCUUACAACCCGUUCCAGCAAGGGCCGGCGCCGAACGCAGCACAGGACGCAGGCAGCUACUCUAACCAAUUCCAGUCUCACCUGCAACCACAACAGGCGCAGCAACUCAUGCCCCAACGAACUGGAAUGGACAAAAACAGCAUUCUUUCCUUGUACAACAUGGGUCCCGCCCAGUCUAAUAUGACACCCAUCGCCGAGCAACCUCAGCAACCUCAGCAACCUCAGCAAUCCCAGGCCCCACCUCCCUCAAUGAACCCCUACUCCCAGCCAUCGAACCCAUACACCUCCAUGCCUCAGACCCAGCAAGCCACAAGCUUCCAGAAUCAGCCCCAGCUCCAGCCCCAGCCCCAGCAAAAUAUCCAGUCCCAGCAACCUACCACCAACACCCAGCCCACCACAUCCAACAACCCCUUCUUCGGUACCGCCCCCACAGGCAGCGGAUCCGGCCUCGCCGCACAAGCAGGCAUCAACACAUAUCAGCAGCAAUCCUCAGGGCUAGGGAUUGGCGGCAUGAACGGCCAACCCGGGGCCGGAACUACUCCGUCCGCUGGAACGAACAACUCCCCAUUCUCGGGAAUGAGUAGUCCCCCCUUUGCAGGAGCGAACAGCUCCCCAUUUGCUGGAGGCAAGUCCCCUUUUUCAGGCCCACCGCCCACGAACUCGGCAUUCCCACGGACGCACAUGAGCCAGCCGAGCGUCGAUGUGAGUGGGCUGCAGAAUGGUCGCCAUAGCCCUGAUGCCUUUGCUAGUCUGAGUGCUCGCUAUGGUUGA